Molecule: messenger RNA, 2676 nt
Organism: Acanthopagrus latus (yellowfin seabream)
Lineage: Eukaryota; Metazoa; Chordata; Actinopteri; Spariformes; Sparidae
Product: E3 SUMO-protein ligase ZBED1-like
Exons: 2
Coding region: 1723-2676 (317 amino acids)
Molecular function (GO): DNA binding
Source: RefSeq, a predicted model, not a curated record
UUGUAAUGUUAAAACCAUUAACUACCUUAAUGUGGCAUACAUGUUGAUCUUGCCAAUACUGUCUACGUAGCAUGUAGCAUCGGUAGACCUAUCUAUAUCAGUGUAGCAACAUAUCGAUUCAAUACGUCUGCCAUCAACAUUACUGCUUUAACACUGAUUCGGUCAACAGGACAUAAACUGUCCAUGUAGCUCAGUGACGUCAGUUCAUAGAAAAACAUUAAGCUUGUUGACUGGACAGUUGGAGCCUAAAGCCUCUCUUCCUGUCUUUAUCAAAAAACACACUUUUCAUUCAUAAUGGACCUUUGAAGAGUGUAACAGUAGUUUAGUACAAAUAUCUGAAUUCAAUAUGGAAAAUGUAUUUUACACAUAUCCACAAACUGUUGGACAAUGUGACAGACAUUAGCUUCACUACGGAUAUAUGGAGUCUGGACGUAAGUCAGAUGAGUAUGUUGAGUCUUACUGCUCAGUGGAUUGAUGACAGCUUUGGAAUGAAGAGAGCUGUUUUGUGUGCACAAGAGUUUGCAGGAUUGCAUACGGUGGCUGCCAUCACUAGUGCAUUUGACUGCAUGUUUGCUCAGUGGAAAAUUAAAAAGACAAUGUGCACGUUGUGCUUCACAACAAUGCACAGAAUAUGCAGAAGGCAGUGGACGAGUGUGGCGUUAAAAGCCUGGGCUGCAUGGCGCAUACGCUGCAGCUAGCAGUGCAUGAUGGAGUGUUAAGCCAGUGAAGCAUCUUUGACUGUCUGGCUAUUGCAGGGGUCGGGAACGUAUGGCUCGCGAGCCAGGUGUGGCUCUUUUGAUGAUUGCAUCUGGCUCUAAGAUAAAACAAAAUAUUCUCACUUGUUUUAAUCCAUCCAUCUAUUUUCCACUGCUCAUGUCCUGUUCAGGGCUGCAGUUGGCUGCAGGAGCAAUUGUCCAUAAUUUAAAUGGAUUAUAAUAGCCUACGUUGGCCGUUGCUGGGUAAACAGGUAAACGCCCCCUUUUGAAUCAGUCUGCGCCGUCAUUAGCUCAAAGCUAACCCUUCGACGAAGAAGAUGGCGAAAAGAAAAAAAAAAUGAGGAGUAUCGUACAUUUCAGGACAAGUGGACCGAAGAAUUCGCCUUUGUGGAGAGAGAAGGUUCUGCGGUGUGUCUAAUUUGCAAUGACAAAAUUGCAUCGAUGAAACGGUCGAAUGUACAGCGGCACUUCAACACACGCCAUGCUACCUUUGCAUCAAAAUACCCUGCGGGAGAAAGUAGAAAGAAAGCGUGCCAAGAGCUACUGAGCAGGCUGCAAGCUAGCCAGCAGCAACUCCGUGUAUGGACCCGACAAGGUGACUAUAAUUCUGCUAGCUUUGCUGGAUCUUUAGCAAUAGUGAGGAACGGAAAACCAUUCACAGAUGGCGAGUAUGCUAAAACGUUCAUGCUGGAUGUAGCCAAUGAACUUUUUGAUGAUCUUCCGAACAAAGACAAGAUAAUCAAACGGAUACAAGACAGGGGUGGGCGAUAUAUAUCGUCUGCGAUAGGAUCGUGAUUGUUGUUUUAACGAUGUGCAAAUUUACAUUAUCGAGUAUUUAAAUUAGUUCGCCAAAACCAAUGAAACGCACGUCCACACUUCACAUUACAGAGCAGCAGCGCUCCAUAAAAAACACAGCACGACUCAGCCACGCCCAAGUCCUGUAAGAAAGUCACAUGACCUCUCUCGCGAGAAGCCUUGCAACAGGUCAGCAGCGUAGUUGUGGAAAAUGCAGGUGGAGGCAGGUACAGUCCCUGACGCAACUUCAGAGGAUUUAGUGCCGAGACGUGGGUCUACUUCUCUGGCAUGGAAAUGGUUUGGUUUCGAAAAGACUGACGUUGGUCAAAACACCGUCAUAUGCAAAAUCUGUCGGAAAGCUAUCGCCGUUAAACAAAACUCCACAACGAAUCUCUUUCACCACCUCCGCACCAACCACAGUAAAGAGUAUGAAGAAUACGAGAAACUUCGAGACUCUGCAGCUCAAGAUAAACCAAGUAGGCCAGCUGUUCAGCACACCCAACAAACCCUCGCUGAGUCAUUCAGCAGAAAAGUGCCGUAUGACAGAAAAAGUCAACGAUGGCAAGACAUAACCAAUGCUAUCACCAAAUUCAUAGCCAAAGAGAUGUUGCCGAUGCAGUUGGUGGAGGGAAAAAGUUUCAUUGAACUUUUGAAUGUCCUAGACGCGCGAUACACAGUGCCAAGUAGAAAAUAUUUCAGCGGAACCGCUCUCACCACCCUCUAUGAUAAAACUCGUAAAGCUGUGAUGAGUGAAGUGCAAGAGGUGAAACACUUCGCAACAACAACCGAUUUAUGGUCUAGCAGAACAUCGGAGCCAUACCUCUCUCUGACCGUGCAUUUCAUUGAUGAAUCGUGGAAACUUCGGAGCUACUGUUUGCAAACGUCCUAUUUCCCAGAUGCCCACACAGGAGAAAUCAUUGCCCUUGGUCUGAAAGAUGCCCUCGCAUCAUGGUCGCUGAGUGAACAGGACAUGGUCUGCAUGACCACCGACAGCGGCGCAAACGUCGUCAGUGCACUCAGAAUCAAUGACUGGAAAAGGCUACCGUGCUUUGGGCACCGGCUUCAUAUUGCAAUCGAGAGGAGCAUGCGUGAUGCAAGGAUAGACAGAGCCAUUGGUGUCUGCAAGAAGGUGGUUGCAGCCUUUUCCAAUAGCUGGAAUUUGUAA